This is a messenger RNA of Volvox carteri f. nagariensis, 2046 nucleotides long. RefSeq lists its product as uncharacterized. Gene Ontology annotation, molecular function: transmembrane transporter activity. NCBI's taxonomy places the organism in Eukaryota, Viridiplantae, Chlorophyta, Chlorophyceae, Chlamydomonadales, Volvocaceae. Bases 1 to 2046 code for a protein of 681 amino acids. Gene Ontology annotation, biological process: transmembrane transport. The transcript is spliced from 5 exons. The record is from RefSeq and is a predicted model, not a curated record.
AUGCGCCUCGCCUGGUCACCAGCAAGCUGCCUCCCUCCCGCCUUCCUAUCUGUUUUGUGUGUGUGCGUACACAUAACGUCACGUGCGGGUGAUUUUCAGAUUGGUUGCGACUGGGGCACCUCGCCUGAGGGUCAGUCCCUCCUGGCGUCCUCAGUUUUCACGGGCAUGAUGUUGGCGAGCAGUGCCUGGGGGGUGGUGGCGGACCUGGCGGGAAGGAAGGCGGCAUUCGGCGCGGCUGCGGGUUUGGCAGCCUCCGCCGGAUUCGCUAGCGCCUUCGCACCCACCUUCACCUGGCUGGUGGUCCUGCGGCUCCUGGUGGGGGCCGGGCUGGUGGGGGUGCUGCCCAUGUACACGUUGUUGGAAGAGUGGCUCCCGAAGGACAGCUGUGGCAAGGGCAAGUGGCUGGUGGCGCUGCAGGCCUGGUGGAGUGUGGGUACGGUGCUGGAGGGGCUGUUGGCCUUGUGGUUGCUCAACUCGUACGGCUGGAGGGCGCUGCUGGCUGCGUCCUCCAUUCCCCUCGGUUGCAUCCUGUUGGCAUUACCGCUGGUUUCCGAGUCGCCUCACUAUCUCGCCGCGUCUGGUCGGAUGGCGGAGGCGCACCGCGUGCUGGCGCUGGCAGCCCGCCGUAACGGCACCUCGUCGCGGCUGCGGCAGCACCUCCAUUUCCACCGCAACAAGGUGGAUCCGACCCUUGAGCAGCAUCUGCGCAUGGCGGAGCUACCGGACGAGGAGGAGGGGCUGCUGCUGCUGCCAUCGCCGCCGCGGCGGCGGCAGGUGGGAUUGCCGGCGCCUGUGACGGAGGGCGGAAAUGUGGACAGCCCUGUGCCCGCCGGCGGCGGCGUUGCCGCCGCCGCAUCUGGGAAUGGUUUUGAUUACGUUGCAGUUGAUGAUGAGCGGCCAUUGGGGCGGGAGGUCGGCGUCCCGUCGGCGGAGGAGGCGCCCUUGGAAGUGGAAACAGCGCCGACGACGGGACGGAGCCCCUCGUCUGGUGUAUACUGCGGCCGCGGCGGCGGCGCCUGCGCGUUGUGCCGCCGUUGCUGUAGCGGCAGCGCUGACGGUGACGCUGACGGCAAUGGCGCAGUGGAUGGUGUUUGCUGCUUCGGUAAGCGGAGCGGCGACAGCGGCUGUUGCUGUGAUGGCGAUGGCGGCGCCGUCGCCAGGGCCGCCGCUGUCGCGGGCUGGUGCCGUGAGCUAGCGGCGCUCGGACGCAUUUUGCUGGGGCCGGAGCUGUACGGCCGUACGUGGCGUCUGGCGAUUAGUUGGUUCGCCUGCGCGCUGUCGUACUAUGGUGUCGUUAUGCUCGUGCCGUGGGUCGCCGCAGGCAGUCUGCAUAUGCGUGACGGCGGCGGGGCCGCUGCCGUCGCCACUGCAGCCGCCGCCGGCAGCUGUGUGCCUUGGCCCAGUGGUGGCGGGAUGCAUUUGGUGCUGCCGCUCGGCGCUUACGUAAGCAUGAUGGGGGCCGCCGCAGCGGAGCUGCCCUCCCUCGCGUGGGCCUUCCUGGCGGUGGACCGCUGGAAAAGUCGUACAGUCGUCGCGCUGAGCCUCAUUGCCACGGCGGCGGCGCUAGCGCCGCUGGUCCUGGCACAGGUUGGCGGCAGCGCCGCCGCCGCCGAAAACAUGCCGGCCCUGACGGCGCCACCGCCGCCGCCGCUGCACCCGGCAGCGGAUACGGCAGACGGUACGGCAGGGCCGGUGGCGGUGAUGCGGCGGCAGAUGCACCCUGCCUGGCUGACGUCGUCGGCGUCGUGGUGGCUGCCGCUGGCGUCUGUGCUGCUGGCGCGCCUUUUCGUGUCCGGCGCCUUCACGUUGUUGUACGUCCUGACGCCGGAGCAAUACCCGUCGAGGGUCCGUGGGUCGGCGCUGGGCGCCGCCAACACACUGGCGCGGUUGGGCGCGCUGGCGGCGCCGUUCGUGGCGGUUGCGCUGCCGCAGCGCGGCGCCCUGCCGGGUGCCCUGGGGCUGAUGGCGGUGAGCUGCGGCGCGGCGGCGCUGGCCGUGUGGGGCCUGCGCGGCGAGGGAGGGGGAGAGAAGCGGGAGGGUGUGUAA